GCCGCCAUGGCGCCCGCCCCGCCCCGCCGCCUUCCCACCCCCGCGGCGGCAGCGCCAUGGCGGCCGUGCGGGACGUGGAGAUCGACCCCGAGGGCACCUUCAAGUACAUCCUGGUGCGCCUGCAGCGCCCGGGCGGCGGCGAGCAGCGGGACAUCGUCCGCGGCACCAAGGCGGCCGAGUUCCACAAUCAUAUAUUUGAAAAAGUAAAUCCUGAGAUGGAAAAGCUAGGAUAUGAGUGCAAGUGCCUUGGAGGAGGGAAAAUUGAACAUAAUAGCAAAGACAAGAAAAUCAGGGUAUUUGGGCUCUCAACAUUUGUUCUGUCUUGCAGGGCUAUGGAAAAGCAGAUCACUCAGUCACUGUAGAGAUACUGAAGAAAGAGUAUGCAGAUUAUGAAAUUACAUGGUCAGAUGACAAGAAAUAAAAUUGUGAACACAAUGAGCAGUUCCAACCUGGUAACUGUGAGCUGUACUAUGAUAAAUAAAAUUUGAAGUAUGUUCUAUGUGUGUAACCAUAAAUCUGGAGUGACUGGACUCUGCCAUUGUUUGUAAUAUAAUCCUGAUAUAUCUUAUUUUUUAG
Vidua macroura (Pin-tailed whydah) is the source of this 576-nucleotide messenger RNA. Its product is annotated as 14 kDa phosphohistidine phosphatase-like. The coding region runs from base 57 to 362 and encodes 101 amino acids. The record is from RefSeq and is a predicted model, not a curated record. The transcript has 3 exons. Lineage: Eukaryota; Metazoa; Chordata; Aves; Passeriformes; Viduidae. Gene Ontology annotation, molecular function: protein histidine phosphatase activity. Gene Ontology annotation, biological process: peptidyl-histidine dephosphorylation. Gene Ontology annotation, cellular component: cytosol.